UCACGGAGACUCUCCACGCUCCGCUGUCCUCCCAACAUGUUGGCCCGGCACGAGUCCAGCUAGAUGAUGACCGCGCGUCCUCCUGUGCUUAGUUUGCUUUGUCGCGUCAAAGAGAUCAUCCCCGCCAGAUAGCCCGCAGCUCAUCGCCUCCCGUGUUUCUUUAUUUUCUACUUUUGUUUUAUACUUUAGUUGUUGUUUUUGUAAGAGAAGGUGAAGGCUUCCAGAUAACGCGACUGGAACUAAACGAAGACAUCUGCUUGGAGAAGACAACGCGACCUGGUCAUCUUUGGGGAAGAAAUUUGUCGCCAUGAGUUCCGAUAAGAGCAAAAUGGAGGAUGAAGCGGUGCUGGACAGAGGAGCGUCUUUUGUGAAACAUGUCUGCGACGAAGAGGAAGUAGAAGGUCACCACACUGUGUACAUUGGCGUGCACGUCCCUAAGAGCUACCACCGGAGGAGACGCCACAGACGGAAGUCGAGCCAUAAGGAGAAGCGGGAGCGGGUCGAGCAGAUUGUGGAAGCAUACAAGUCCAAUGUGGAGAGCGUGGAUGACCCCACCACGAGUAUCCUGAAACCUCUGAUUUCUCCAGCUGAGAGGAUCCGGUUUAUCUUGGGAGAGGAGGACGAUGGACCGCCACCUCCUCAGCUCUUCACAGAAUUGGACGAGCUUCUGUCUGUGGACGGGCAGGAGUUGGAAUGGAAGGAGACGGCCAGAUGGAUCAAGUUUGAAGAGAAGGUGGAGAAAGGCGGAGAACGUUGGAGCAAGCCUCAUGUCGCCACGCUGUCUUUGCACAGCUUGAUGGAGCUCAAAACGUACAUAGAAAACGGUACAAUCUUGUUAGACAUGGAGGCGUCCACACUGCCCCAAGUUGUCGAGAUGAUCACUGACAACCAGAUUGAGAUUGGUCAGCUGAAGGCAGACCUAAAGGAGAAGGUGGUGUACACGUUGUUACGCAAACAUCGCCACCAGACCAAGAAGUCCAACUUGCGUUCUCUUGCUGACAUCGGCAAGAGUGUGUCCAGUGCAAGCCGGCUGUUUUCAAACCAGGAAAAUGGACCACGCUUCUCCUUCGAUAACUCUGUGCCUUUCUUAACUCCACAAGACCCGGCGGAGUCAUGUGAGGUCAUGAGGAGCUCCAGCUUGGGACACCUCUGCAGCCCUACCACUACCCACCGGAAUCUCACCUCCAACAGCCUGAGCGAUUUCUCUGAUAAACCAGAAAAAGAUCAGCUAAAGAAUAAGUUCAUGAAAAAGUUGCCCCGCGAUGCCGAGGCAUCAAACGUGCUGGUGGGAGAGGUCGACUUCCUGGAGACCCCUUUCGUUGCUUUUGUCCGUCUGCAGCAGGCCGUGAUGCUGGGAGCACUUACCGAAGUCCCUGUGCCCACAAGGUUUAUGUUUGUGCUGUUGGGGCCUAAAGGAAAGUCCAAGUCCUAUCGCGAGAUCGGAAGAGCCAUCGCUACCCUUAUGUCCGAUGAGGUGUUCCAUGACAUCGCCUACAAAGCAAAGGGCAGGAAGGACCUGCUGGCGGGAAUCGAUGAGUUCCUGGAUGAAGUGAUCGUCCUGCCUCCUGGAGAGUGGGACCCCGACAUCAGGAUAGAGCCCCCCAAGUCUCUUCCCUCCUCAGACAAAAGGAAGAACAUGUAUGCCGGACUAGAGGCCCCUCAGAUGAAUGGCGACACCCCCCACGAUGCGGGAUCCGGAGGUGGAGGAGGAGGCCACCAAGUCGGAGAGGAGCUUCAGCGCACCAGAAAGUUCUGCGGGGGUCUUGUCCUGGACGUGAAGCGAAAGCUGCCAUUUUUUGCCAGUGACUUCUACGAUGCGCUCCACAUUCAGUCUCUGUCCACCAUCCUGUUCAUCUAUCUGGGCACCGUCACCAACGCAAUCACAUUUGGAGGCUUGCUUGGGGAUGCUACAGAAAGCAUGCAGGGCGUGUUGGAAAGCUUCCUAGGUACGGCACUGACGGGAGCAGUGUUCUGCCUGCUAGCUGGUCAGCCCCUGACUAUCCUCAGUAGCACGGGCCCGGUGCUUGUGUUCGAAAAACUUCUCUUCACCUUCAGCAAGGACAACGAUUUCAACUACCUCGAGUUCCGGCUGUGGAUCGGCCUGUGGUCCGCUCUCUUCUGUCUGGUGCUGGUCGCCACAGACGCCAGCUUCCUGGUGCAGUACUUCACACGCUUCACAGAGGAAGGCUUCUCUGCGCUUAUCAGCUUCAUCUUUAUCUACGAUGCUUUCAAGAAGAUGAUCAAGCUGGCCCACCACAACCCCAUCAACCCGGAGUUUGAUCACAACCUCAUCACUCAGUACGACUGCCGCUGCAUACCGGGCAAUUCAUCAGCACUCCUUAAUACUUCUGCCUGGACAAACGGUACCGCUCUGCCAGAGAAUGCCAGCUGGGCGUCCCUGACCAAGGAGCAGUGCGACAGUCUCGGAGGGCUGCUGCAGGGAGAGGCCUGUGGCUAUGUGCCUGACAUUACCCUGAUGUCCUUCAUCCUGUUCUUUGGGACCUACACCUGCUCCAUGGCUCUGAAGAAGUUCAAGACGAGUAGAUUCUUCCCCACAACAGUGAGGAAGCUCAUCAGUGACUUUGCAAUCAUCUUGACCAUUCUUCUCUUCUGUGGCGUUGACGCCUUGGUCGGUGUGGCCACUCCAAAGCUUUUAGUGCCUAGUGAAUUUAAGCCCACAAGUCCAAAGAGGGGCUGGUUUAUUCCUCCCUUCGGAGAAAACCCCUGGUGGGUGCUCCUGGCAGCUGCACUUCCUGCCCUCUUGGUCACGAUUCUGAUUUUCAUGGAUCAACAGAUCACUGCCGUGAUUGUCAACAGGAAAGAACACAAGCUAAAGAAAGGGGCCGGGUACCACCUGGACCUGUUCUGGGUGGCCAUCCUGAUGAUAUUGUGCUCCUUCAUGGGGCUGCCGUGGUACGUAGCCGCCACCGUCAUCUCCAUCGCCCACAUCGACUCUCUGAAAAUGGAGACGCAGACGUCCGCUCCCGGAGAGCAGCCCAAGUUCCUGGGCGUCAGAGAACAGAGAGUCACUGGCAUCUGUGUGUUCCUCCUGACGGGACUCUCUGUCUUCAUGGCUCCUAUCCUCAAGUUCAUCCCCAUGCCUGUGCUCUAUGGUGUGUUCCUCUACAUGGGCGUAGCAUCACUCAAUGGUGUCCAGUUCAUGGACCGUCUGCAGCUGCUCCUCAUGCCUGCCAAGCACCAGCCGGACCUGAUCUACCUGCGCCACGUCCCCCAGAGGCGCAUCCACCUGUUCACCUUCAUCCAGGCCCUUUGUCUGGCUCUCCUGUGGGUCCUCAAGUCUACUGUGGCUGCCAUCAUUUUCCCCGUCAUGAUCCUGGCGUUGGUUGCUGUCCGAAAGGCCAUGGACUACGUGUUCUCCCAACACGACCUCAGCUACCUGGACGACGUGAUCCCAGAGAAAGAUAAGAAGAAGAAGGAGGAUGAGAAGAAGAAGAAGAACAAGAAGAAGGGAAGCAUCGACAGUGAAAUUGACUUUUCCGACUACCCCUACCAUGAAAAUAUCCCCUCUAUAAAAAUCUCUAUGGAUAUGAUGGAACAGGAGCCCAUGUUGGGGGAUAAAUCUUUGGAUAGAGAUCAGCCGCAGAUUUUCCUUAACCCCCAUUCACCGUGCUGAACACUACUUUGUCUCUCCCACUGUGUAAUCUUGGCAGCGGCUCACAUGGUUCACCUCGGAUUCGGAUCGAGCGGGAGGAUAAUGGUUUCCUCGGGAGGAAGAGCCCUGAAACCGAACUGUGAAAGAAAUCUCUAAAGAAACAGCACAGCAACACUGCAAACAUAGCCAUCCUCUUAUUUUGUUCUUACUACCACAGUGCCGAUUCGUAGCGGUUAUGAUUUUACAUAAAGGUUCGGUUCAGAAUAGCUGGACGUAUUUGUCUUAAAACUUCGGUGGUACUGGAUCACCAGAGAGAGCUCGCGCACCACUGGCCUAAAAACAACCGGGGUUCCUAAGCGUUAGUUUUGAAAGCGUGUUUCGUUAAUUUAUUGAUCGGCAAUUUUACCAUUUGUAGCCAUGAACAGAGGUCCAGGAAGCAUAAGCAAUUCUGGUAUACACUAAACUCAGUCCCUGUGUACAUAUCUUUGCCCCCAGUUGAAUUUUUAUUUGCUAUAAAAUGCUUAAAAAACAACUUUGCUUUAUUCAGAAGUUACUGAAAUCUCUGCCUGAACAUCAUCCGACGGGAUCCACACGUCUUCCGUUUACACGCUGUGAACAAAAAGAGCAACACAAAGUCAUUCAAUGCACAGUCACAAGCCGACCUUUACGUUGAGUUCAAAAAGAUUUUCCUGCCCCGUUCCAACUUUGAAAUUUGAAAAAAACAAACAAAAAAAAAAGCCAACUUUGUCUCAGUCUGUAACAACACACAGGUGUCCUGUUUUUUUUUUUUCACUGUUAUUUCUCCUUCUUCUACCUAUAUAUUUAUUAUUAUAUUUAAGCUCACAGCAAAAUGGCUUGCUGGAUGAAUCUCAUGUGAGGGGUGGAAAUAGUAAUAUUAUUAUUUUUUAAAUUAAUAUUAUGUCUUCUUCAUGCUCUGCAUCCACUCAGCUUUCUUUUCUCUGUUUACUAGAUGUAUGAAACCCUUAUGUAGCUCUACCUCCUCUUCUCUGUAGGUGCCAGACAACUUUUUUAGAUAAUGCAUCUGUUGUGCAAUGAUUUGUGAUCAAAGACUAAUUUGAUUUAUCCUUUAUUUCUUCAAUUUGGCACUGUAUACAUGUCAGAUUCCUUUUGUGACUGAUGGUGUUGUUUUUUUUAUUGUUAUAAGAUCAUGUUAAAUAGCAGAUGCAUUAAAGGGUAAAAUCCACCCAAUUUUUAUAUAAAAAAAAGGUAAUACUUUUGAUGUUUGCAUUUAAUCAACUGAACAUGGCAUUAAUAUAUGACAAAACACUUUUGUUGAUAUUUCAAACACUGACAUCGAGGAGAAAUAUAUUCUAGUGCAUCUGUUGAGUUCAGCGUUAUGUUGGCAUGCAGUUGUUUUAUUAGGUAGCUUUUAUUUUACAAUGUGAUUUUAUCCAGAGGCUGAUAAUUUGAUUAAUAUUUAAUCUUGAAGUACUUUUGAAGUUGUGAUCUUUUUUUUUUUUUUUUUUUUUUAAAUAAUGCAAUAAUAAUUCAAAGAGUGUCUGGAGAAAAAAAAAUUCUGCACAUCUUCAGAAAAGAAACCUUAUACAGCGCUGUGAAAAGCUAUUUGCCUCCUUACACGUUUCUUCUGUUUUUGCUUUUUGGUUACAGUAACAUGUUGCAGACCAUAUGAUGAAUAUGGAUAUCUGGCAAAGAUAAGCCCAGUAAAGACAAACUAAACUUUCAAUGUCCCCUAAAGCUAAUUAGAGCUUAAAUUUUAGCCUGUUUUUAAGGUCCACUCACAACACCUAAAACGGAUUAAAGUUCUGCUCGUUGUUUUUUACUUUCGUUAUCUUUAUCUGAUAUUAAAACUAUAGUGAAGACCUGAAGCGUGUGACUAAAAAGAAAAACCAGAAGAAGUCUAUAAAUGGAGCAAAUACUUUUUCACAGCACAGUUUUGCGAUUUUAUUUAGCCAAGACAUGUGAUAUUUAGGAUUGUUCCUGCAUUGGUUAAGUAACUUGAUUAUGCGGAUCACUGGUACCAAACUGGUUUAAUUGAUGCAAGAUGGAUUCAUUUAUAUGUUGAGUAAUCCAUUCAGUUCAUUUAAACUGUAAAAAGACAUUACAUAAGAAUAGUAUCAUGUGCAAUCUCUGUCGGCACUGGUUGGUAUUGCAAACAUCUCAGAUCCCUCUCACAAUUGCACCAGUAUUCUGUUAUAAAUGUGAAGCUAAUGACUGUUAAAGUUGCUCUAUCCCACAAACCAGCCUGUCUUCCUGUUAUCUCUGUAAUCUGUAUAUCUUGAACUGUGACCUCUCUAGUUUUGAUCUCAUAAAUUAGAGCGGUAUUUAUCAUGCUGUAACACGAAAAAGCAAUUUUAUACCUGCAUCUUAUGUGACAAUCAGGUUACUCCGAAGGAAUGAAAGAGUCAGUGUUUUUCUAUGAAGUCGUGUUUUUAAAUGAGAGCAAUAAAACAAUCUGAAUGAUUCUUAAA
Fundulus heteroclitus (mummichog) is the source of this 6063-nucleotide messenger RNA. RefSeq names its product electrogenic sodium bicarbonate cotransporter 1. The record is from RefSeq and is a predicted model, not a curated record. Gene Ontology annotation, biological process: bicarbonate transport; monoatomic anion transport; regulation of intracellular pH. Gene Ontology annotation, cellular component: plasma membrane; basolateral plasma membrane. NCBI's taxonomy places the organism in Eukaryota, Metazoa, Chordata, Actinopteri, Cyprinodontiformes, Fundulidae. Gene Ontology annotation, molecular function: monoatomic anion transmembrane transporter activity; sodium:bicarbonate symporter activity; solute:inorganic anion antiporter activity. The coding region runs from base 308 to 3634 and encodes 1108 amino acids. The transcript is spliced from 27 exons.